GUUGCAGAGAUGAACUGACUCUCUUCCGCUGCGCAGUGUUUCUCAGGUGGGCUCAUUUGAAGAUGCUGUUCCGCAGCAUGGCCUGGGAUGGCUCCACACAGCUCCUGAAGUGUGCCUGGAAGUGCUUGAUGCAGAACAACAAGAGCCACAUCCCCAAAUUCCUGUUUCACGCCUUAGAAUACCUGGAAAGCUCACAGACAACAAUCAGACAUUCUGCAGCCCUGUUCAUUGAUGCAACCUUGAGAUUCCAGCCGUCCUUGUUAUCAAUGGCCGAAAGACUACAAAGAACCAGGAAGCGGCCACAUAGAAGCAGAGAGGACAUGCUGCAUGAAGGAAUGCAGCAGUCCCUUAAUGAAAAUCACAAAGCACAGGAGUGGUGGGAGAGUAAAAGAAGGGUCUGCCAGCAGAAUGUGGAUCGCUGGCACCAAAGCACAGAGCGGCUGCUAAGCAUCAUGGAGUGCCAAGUAGACUCCAUACAGGUGCUCGUAGCAAUGCAGCUCUCAGCUCUGGCCAGGAUCAGCCCAGGGGGAGCUACAGGGAAGAGGAGGCCUGGAGGGACCUGCCCACAGAAAGCAGGUCUCUGCCAGAAGGGAUCAGAGAAGGUCCCAGGCAGGAGAUACCCACAAGGCUUUGAGGCAGGAAGCAAGAGGAUAGAAAAGCUCCAGGACCUUGUCAGGCCUCACCUGUGCCCCAAGAGAAGCAUAAUGGGGCUCAGCCCCCCAGUUAUUCUCCCCUCUUUGGAUCAGCUUCAGGAAGGGCCAGUUUAUAAAUUACUGGACAUGAGUCGUCACCUAGAGUUUUUGCCAUUUUUUUUCAUUCGCACAUUUGAAAAUAAAAUCACCUCAGGUUUUGUCACAAAUACUGACACUAAAGAUAUCUCCAGUUUUGCCCCUUUUUGUCUCUAAUUAUCAAAUAUGGUGAUUAAAAUCCCCUCAGAUU
Mauremys reevesii (Reeves's turtle) is the source of this 939-nucleotide messenger RNA. RefSeq lists its product as uncharacterized. NCBI's taxonomy places the organism in Eukaryota, Metazoa, Chordata, Testudines, Geoemydidae. Bases 63 to 905 code for a protein of 280 amino acids. The record is from RefSeq and is a predicted model, not a curated record. The transcript has 4 exons.